AGUUUGCACAGGUGUCAACAAUCAACUCAUUAACUUGGUUGAGAUAAAAGGCACUUUCUGGGUUCAGUCUGUAGUUGAGUUCUGUGGAAGUGAUCCUGCUUAACGAUGUCCGGCCGAGGAAAGAAAGCUGCGCCCAAACCGAAAUCUGCGGUGUCCCGUUCCUCCAGGUCAGGACUCACUUUCCCAGUGGGUCGCAUUCAAAGGCUGCUCAGAAACGGCAACUACGCGGAGAGGGUUGGCGUCGGCUCUGCCGUGUACCUCUCGGCCGUCCUGGAGUAUCUCUGCGCUGAAAUCCUGGAGCUGGCUGGAAACGCCAGCCGUGACAACAAUAAGCGGCGCAUCGCGCCACGCCACAUCUUGCUGGCUGUGAAGAACGACGAGGAGCUCAAAAACCUGCUGGCUGGGGUCACCAUCUCAGAGGGCGGCGUGGUGCCGAACAUUCAGGCGGUCCUCCUACCAAAGAAGACCACAGGUCCAAAGGAAGACGCAACCGCCAAAGCUGUCCAAUCUCAAGAAUUUUAACUGUGGCAGCCUGGGAGUUUUAUUUUAAUCAAAUUUGUAAUGUUCUUAAAUUUUAUAUUUGAACUUAUUAAAGCUUAACCUGUUAAACCUCA
This is a messenger RNA of Poecilia latipinna (sailfin molly), 614 nucleotides long. RefSeq names its product late histone H2A.2.2-like. Gene Ontology annotation, cellular component: nucleosome. Gene Ontology annotation, molecular function: structural constituent of chromatin; DNA binding; protein heterodimerization activity. The record is from RefSeq and is a predicted model, not a curated record. The coding region runs from base 106 to 522 and encodes 138 amino acids. NCBI's taxonomy places the organism in Eukaryota, Metazoa, Chordata, Actinopteri, Cyprinodontiformes, Poeciliidae. The transcript is spliced from 2 exons.